Messenger RNA from Bacillus rossius redtenbacheri, 2681 nucleotides. RefSeq lists its product as uncharacterized. Gene Ontology annotation, molecular function: long-chain fatty acid-CoA ligase activity. NCBI's taxonomy places the organism in Eukaryota, Metazoa, Arthropoda, Insecta, Phasmatodea, Bacillidae. The transcript has 9 exons. Bases 955 to 2550 code for a protein of 531 amino acids. The record is from RefSeq and is a predicted model, not a curated record. Gene Ontology annotation, biological process: long-chain fatty acid metabolic process; fatty-acyl-CoA biosynthetic process.
UUAUUUUAGCUUAUUAUUAGGUAUUGUAGCUAUCGUUAAAAUAAGAUACAAACAAUAAUACGUAUAAUAAUCCAACGAAACCCACGAAAAUUCAGUACAACCCAACAGCGAUUCGUACGAUAGAAAUCAUUAAAAAAAAUUAAUACAAUAAAAUAUUAUAAAAAAUUAUAGAAAAUUUUGAAUGGUGAUUGCAAAAGUUUAAAAUAGAAGCCACUAAAAUAAACGCGAUACAACAUAAAUCCCUACAGCAAAAAACAACAGAAAACAACAAAAACAUAAACAAUGGUAAACUCUAGAAACCACAGAUUCUUACAACAGAAACUAAUAGAAUACAAUAAAAACACUAGAAAUCUAAAUAAUGACUUGCAGCAGAAAACAACAAAAACCAACAUAAUACAAUUAAAAACACUAUAAAACAAUAGAAAUCAAUAGAAUACCAGACAACAGAAAUCACCAAAAACCAACAGAUACCAACAUACUUUUUUUUUUACAACAGAAACCAAUAGAAUACACUGAUUUUUUUAUAUUUUUUUUUCGUUUUUUCGUUUAUGAGCUAAUUGCUCCCAAUAGAAACCACUGAAACCCAAAAAGCCAUUGUGUUAACAACAGAAUCCGAUAAAAUACACUUAAAUCAUAUGUGUCACACAGUAGGAAACACUGGGAUUCCUGCUGUAUUUUGUUGAUUUCUGCUGUAAAUUUUUGUUAGGGUAUAGCUCAGAAACGCGUUUCCCCCUCCCCCCUCCGACUUCAUCAUUCUACACCAAUGACGAUGUCAAAAGUGAAAACACGCAACUGUUUUAUCAUCGUGGUUUUUUAUCUACAACACUAAGCGCUCCUUAUCUCAUAGUGACUAGGCCUGAUAACAUCUUUCAAUUCUCUGUGAAUUAGUCAGUUGUCUUCCUAGGCUGCAUUGUGCAUGUAGUGAACAACUAACAACAUAUUUUACUAGUUGCCAUGCCAUCCCCCAUCGUCCGUGGUCCUCCUCGGCUCGCUGUCCAGGACACGUCGCUCGGAGAGAAACUCUACAGAAACCUGCUCGAGCAAGGCGACAAGACAGUUAUGGUGGACGGACUGACUCGCCGCGAGAUGACGGCCAGGCGGCUGCUGGAGCUCAGCUCGAGGCUGGCCGAGGGCCUGCGGGCCAGGGGCGUGCUCCCGGGAGACACCGUGGCCGUCUGCAGCGAGAACUCGCUCGAGUACUGCCUGCCCGUGCUGGCGGCCCUGUACCUGGGCGCGGUGUGCGCGCCGCUCAACGCCACCUACACCCCUAGGGAGCUGCAGCACGCGCUGGGACUGUCGCGGCCCAAGGCGGUGUUCUGCUCGCGGCUGACGGAGGACGCCGUGCGGGAGGCGGUGGAGGCGGUGAAGGCGGCGGGGGCGGAGCCGCUGGUGGCGGUGCUGGACGGCGACCCGGGCCUCCUGCCGCUGGCUGCCGCGGUCGGGGUCUCCCCGGGCUUCGCCCCUCGCCCCGUGCCGCGGCCCGAGGACCAGGUGGCCUUCGUCAUGUGCUCCAGCGGCACCACGGGGCUGCCCAAGGGCGUCCUCAUCACGCACGCCAACAUGCUCUACUGCAACGCCUUGCGCAGGUACGACAAGAUACGGGGCCCGUCGGACGUGGACAAAGUGCUGGCCUACCUGCCCAUGAGCCACGCGCUCGGCAUCACCAUGCUGACCGCCUGUCUGGAGGAGGGAGUCCUGCUCAUCGUCAUGCCGUCCUUCCAGCCGGACCUCUUCCUGCAGCUCAUCCAGGACUACAAGGUGGAGUACGUGCCGCUGGUGCCGCCCCUGGUGGCGUUCCUCGCGAAGCACCCGAUGGUCGCCGACUACGACCUGAGCUCGCUGCGGCGCGUGUCGUGCGGCGCGGCGCCGCUCAGCGCCGACCUGCUGCGCCAGUUCCUCGCGCGCUUCCCGCACGUCCAGCACGUGACGCAGGGCUACGGCCUCACCGAGUGCACGCUGGGCGCCGUGUUCACGCCCUUCGGCAGCGACAACCACGCCUCCGUGGGCACCGUCGUGCCCGGCAUGGAGCUCAAGAUCGCGGAUCCGGAGACGGGCGCGGCGCUGGAGGCCGGCCGGCGCGGGGAGAUCUGCUUCCGCGGGCCGCUCGUCAUGAAGGGCUACGCGGGCGACCCGAGGGCCACCGCCCAGGCCGUUGACGGCGACGGCUGGCUGCGCACCGGAGACGUGGGCUUCCUCGACCAGCAGGGCUUCCUGUACGUGGUGGACCGCAUCAAGGAGCUCAUCAAGUACCAGGGCUUCCAGGUGCCGCCGGCCGAGCUGGAAGCCAUCUUGAUGUCGCACCCGGCGGUGAUGGACGCGGCGGUGGUCGGCGUCCCAGACGCGCGCGCCGGGGAGCUCCCGCGGGCCUUCGUCGUCAAGAAGAAGGACGUCUCCGAGCGCGAGCUCGUGGACUUCGUCGCCAAGCAAGUAUCGCCGCCCAAACGGCUGAGAGGAGGUGUGCAGUUUGUCGAUUCUAUCCCGAAGAACCCAAGCGGCAAGAUAUUACGACGUGAGGUUAAGGAAUUAUAUCUUCCAAAUUCUAAGCUCUAAAAUACAAAUAAUUUUGAAAAUGUCACAAAAAAAAAUUUUACCUGUAAAUAUUUUUAAUUUUUUUUUAAGUUGAACUGUUUAAUUACAGAGAUUGUUUUGAAAAUUGUAAAAAAUAAAUAUAUUUUUCCAUU